Molecule: messenger RNA, 2810 nt
Organism: Fundulus heteroclitus (mummichog)
Lineage: Eukaryota; Metazoa; Chordata; Actinopteri; Cyprinodontiformes; Fundulidae
Gene: xkr7a
Product: XK-related protein
Exons: 3
Coding region: 87-1787 (566 amino acids)
Biological process (GO): apoptotic process involved in development; engulfment of apoptotic cell; phosphatidylserine exposure on apoptotic cell surface
Cellular component (GO): plasma membrane
Source: RefSeq, a predicted model, not a curated record
CCCCACACGCGGACCGAUGGGCUGCUCGCCCCCUCCCCCUCGCCUCCAUCAUUUUCCCAUCUCUUACUCUCUUCCCCUCAACAAACAUGGCCGCGAAAUCUGACGGUGCUCCCGUCUCUCCGCGAAACGAAAUCCCACCCGAGUGCCCCGCCAGGUCCGACCCGGCACCCCCGGAGCGCCGUCUCAGCGAGCACCGCUACACCCUGGAGGACUUCUGCUGGACGCUCUUCCUCAUGCUGGUCUUUUUCUCGGACGGGGCCUCAGACCUGUGGCUGGCCGCCGACUACUACCUAAGGAUGCAGUACUGGCCCUUUGCCAUGACUCUGGUCUUUGUGAUCGUCCCAUCCGUGGUCGUGCAUGUGUUGAGCUUUCGGUGGUUCGCCUUCGACUUCACGGAGACCGUGGAGAGCGGCACCGCGGCGGCCGCCGUGGUGGCGGCGUCGGGAGCGGAGGGAGGCGACUUCAGCACCAAGGACAGCGGCGAGUGGGGCGCUGGCCGGGCUGCCGCGGCCGGGGUGCUGCCGGGGCCGUCCGGCGGCGGCGGCCGAGUCCGGGGCUGCUGCAGAGCCUUCGUGUGGUUCUUUCAGGCCCUCAUUCACAUUUUACAGCUGGCACAGGUGUGGAGGUACGUCCACGCCUUGUAUUUGGGGGUGCAGAGCCGCUGGCAUGGAGACCCCGAGCGCCGUCAGUACUACUGCCGCAUGAUGUUUGAGAGCGCAGAUAUCAGCAUGCUGCGUCUGCUCGAGUCCUUCCUGAAGAGCGCUCCUCAGCUCGUGCUGCAGCUCAGCAUCAUGAUCUACACCAGUCAGGUGCUGCCUCUUCAGGGGAUUUCGGCUUUUGCCUCGCUGCUAUCCCUCACCUGUAUGAUCUCCUCCUACCAGAAAGUCCUGAGAGACUCAAGAGACGACAAGCUUCCCAUGACCUACAAAGCCGUGAUGGUCCAGAUUCUGUGGCACCUGUUCACCAUCGGUGCUCGCGCGCUGGCCUUCGCCCUGUUCGCCUCCGUGUUCCAUCUUUACUUUGGCAUCUUCAUCGUGGCCCACUGGUGCAUCAUGACCUUCUGGAUAAUCCAAGGCGAGACGGACUUCUGCAUGUCCAAGUGGGAGGAGAUCAUCUACAACAUGAUGGUGGGCAUCGUGUAUAUCUUCUGCUGGUUCAGUGUCAGAGAGGGGCGCACCCGCUGCAGGUUGCUCAUCUACAGCCUGACGGUGUUCAUCGAGAACGUGGCGCUCACCACCGCCUGGUACGUCUACCGCAGCACCACGGAGCGCCACAGCGGGCCAGACUUCUACGCUGUCGUCAUGGUGUGCGUGGUGGCCAGCAGCUACGCUCUUGGCACCUUCUUCAUGUUUGUAUAUUACUGCUUGCUGCACCCCAACGGCUCCAUGUCAGGGUGGGGUUAUAUAAUACAGAAGGAGGUACCUGUGGAGCUGCUGGCCUCCCCAACCUCCAGCCUCCCACCUGAUGUAGUUAGCAGCCCUCCAAGGACCCUUCAGAGAACUAAAGGCUUGGACAGGGAGCCUGGGGUGGACGGAGACGUCUUUAAGGUACGCCCACCAAGGGGGGCUAAGCCCCUAGUGCCCAAUCUCAAACCCAGGACAGAGGGGCCCAUCAUCCGAAUAGACUUACCGAGAAAGAAAUACCCUGCAUGGGACGCUCAUUACAUUGACCGACGACUGCGUAAAACCAUCCUGGUGCUCGAGAGCGCCGCUCCGGUGACGCCGAGGAUUCAGUACCGCUGCCUGAGCACAGCCAAAGAAGUGAUGGAGUAUGAGACCACCGUGUGAUGUGCCGAAGCCGCUGUGACUCAGCUCGCCGCCGCGGGGACAUCCUGCCUUAAGUGAAGAUGGCAGGAGGACUGCUGUCAAUGCACAGUCUGCUUCAGCUCAACGAGCACCGAUUGCUCUCUGCGCUGGUAGGCGGUGCACACAAACAGGCAGAGAGAAGUGUGGAGUGAUGUGUCUUUAUGUUCUGCUAAAAACAAAACAAAAAAAAAAAGGGUUUUAAAAAAACAAACAAAAUCACGCGAUGUUGUGUACAGAAGGUGCAUACUUUGGUUUCUAUAUCAGUUCUCAGGUCAUGAUGCGGCACAAGAGGUGAACUUAGAGAAAAGCACAGGCAGGCAAACAAGCGGGGCUGUUAGUACCUCCUCCGUGAGGGAGCACCAACACGUCCUCUGCAGGGGGUCGACGGCGGAGACGAGCCUUCAGCACGCAGGAUUAUUUAUGGCAGCUAGAACACCGCUGAGUGAGUACGCGAGGCUGUUUAAAAACGGCGAUCCUGCAAACAAUCCACAAGAACCACAGCACAGGUAGUUUUCUUGGUUGUUGUCCUUUUCACUAGCUUAGAGUCAUGUUGCAAGAGUCUCUGAAGAGUGGAGUGUAAAAGCAACAUUUGGGCUGAAUGUAAAAACUGUGGUAAGUGUGAAUAUUUAUAACGAGGCUUUUUAAGCAUUUUCAUGCUGUUAGUAGGAUUUUGAACAUUCCCGUGGUUCUUUUUUUUUAAGUUAAAACUGAGAUAAAAGGAAAUUUGUUUACAAGCAGUCUGUUCUAUCGUUCCUUUCUCUUUUAAGAAUGCGUAUGCACUGAAAAACAUCUUUAUUGUGAUCUUCAUGAUUUUUACAGGAUAGAGAUGUGAUGGACUUUACACGUCAAAGCUUAAGCUCAUCUUAAGCAGCAAAAGCUACAUGACAGAUAUUAUUUAACAUGUAAAUUACUGUAUAAUGAAGAGGAAGUUUUAGAGGGACAGCAGUGUUUGUUAUUGUACUGUACUGAUACUUUCUUAAAGCAACUAUCUUAAAAAAUUUAGAA